Messenger RNA from Ostrinia furnacalis (Asian corn borer), 972 nucleotides. RefSeq lists its product as uncharacterized. The record is from RefSeq and is a predicted model, not a curated record. The coding region runs from base 68 to 838 and encodes 256 amino acids. The transcript is spliced from 2 exons. NCBI's taxonomy places the organism in Eukaryota, Metazoa, Arthropoda, Insecta, Lepidoptera, Crambidae.
CAGUUCGCCGCGGCGAGUCAUUUUACGUGGUAGUGUGUGUGUGCUUGGCCUUGCGCAGUUUUAAACUAUGUCUCUUGGUUUACAAUGGUCACAGGACCAAAUACUUCUGUUCCUAGAAACACUACAGUCAGAGCCGGUUAUCUGGGACCCAAGCAACAGGGGACAUAAGGAUAGAAAGUCAUUGAAUGAUGCUUGGGCGCGCAUUUCAGACACUUUUGGAGUUUCGGUACCUUUGUUAAAGAGAAAGAAGGAGUCGCUCAAUGCGACUUACCGGGCCUACCGCAGGAAGGUGGAAUCAUCAAUGAAAUCUGGUGACAACGACGACUUUGUUUACCGUCCAACAUGGUUCGCUUACGAGUAUAUGGACAGCUUUUUGGGGCAGGUGUACAAUAAGCAAAUCAAAACGGAUCAACGUGAUGAAACCGAAAAAAGUAUAGAAGAAAUAGCAGAAGAAAGAGAAAACAGUCCACCUCCGAGAACCGAUCCAUUACGAAUUAGGAAAAUCAUCAAGCGUCCAAUUAUCCAUCUUAAACCAUCUGCAUCUGUAUCAUCUACACCUAACCCCGAUUUCCAAAUCGCUAGCAGACAAAUGACUGAAGCGUUUAACAAUCUGAAUAAAAUCAUAAAAAGUACACAAGGAAAAACUGACCCUGCGACGACUGAAGACGAGUACGACGUUUUCGGGAAAUUUAUUGCCAAAAAACUGAGAAAGUUGCCUGAGCAUGAGAGAGAGGAUUUGAUGUGUGAUAUCCACGCCUUAUUCCGAAGAUCACAUUACGAUCGGUCUAUGGACCAAGACCACGUUGUUGUGGUCCAGGAAUCGGAAGAAAUAUUGUAGGAUCAAUGGUGCUAUGGUGACCGACGAUAGGAGAAAGGUCGCGGGACGCUUGGGGAGGCCUUUUUGCCACUGAUUACUGACUAAUUAGAAUAAAUAUUCUUGUUGAUUAUUUUUAAUAAAUGUGUAAAUUUUAA